GCGGCGUGUGCGCAGGCGCCGCAGCUGCAGCCAACUGAAGUAGCAAUGGACGCGCUAGAGUCGUUGUUGGACGAGGUGGCCCUGGAGGGGCUUGAUGGCCUGUGUCUGCCCGCGCUUUGGAGCCGUCUGGAGACACGAGUGCCGCCCUUCCCGCUGCCUUUGGAGCCCUACACACAGGAGUUUCUGUGGCAGGCCCUUGCCACGCAUCCGGGCAUCAGCUUCUACGAGGAGCCUCGGGAACGACCAGAUCUCCAGCUCCAGGACCGGUAUGAAGAAAUUGAUUUGGAAACGGGCAUUUUGGAGUCCCGGCGGGACCCGGUGUCUUUGGAGGACGUCUACCCCAUUCACAUGAUCUUAGAGAAUAAAGAUGGCAUCCAGGGUUCGUGCCGGUACUUCAAGGAGAGGAAAAACAUCACCAAGGAAAUCAGGACCAAGGCGUUACAGCCCCGAUGCACAAUGGUGGAGGCCUUUGGCAGGUGGGGGAAGAAACUGAUCAUCGUCGCCUCCCAGGACAUGCGGUACCGGGCCUUGAUCGGCCUGGAGGGCGACCCCGACCUGAAGCUCCCCGACUUCUCCUACUGCAUUUUGGAGCGGCUCGGCCGGUCCCGGUGGCAGGGCGAGCUCCAGCGAGACCUCCACAGCACCGCUUUCAAGGUUGAUGCUGGGAAGCUCCACUAUCACAGGAAAAUUCUGAACAAAAACGGGCUCAUUACGAUGCAGUCCCAUGUGAUCCGAUUACCCACGGGAACCCAGCAGCACUCGAUCCUCCUCCUCCUGAACCGGUUUCACAUGGACAGGAGGAGCAAAUACGACAUCCUCAUGGAGAAGCUUUCGGGUAUGCUGAGCACCCGGAGUAACCACAUAGAGACGUUGGGAAAGCUGAGGGAGGAACUGGGGCUGUGCGAGAGGACGUUUAAGCGCCUGUACCAGUACAUGCUGAACGCGGGGCUGGCGAAGGUGGUGUCGCUCCCCUUACAAGAGAUCCACCCUGAACGGGGACCGUGUAAGACCAAGAAAGGGACUGACGUCAUGGUGCGCUGCCUCCGGCUGCUGAAGGAGUUCAAGCGCAAGGUCGAAGACGACCAGGACGACGACGAGGACGAGGAGGCCAUCUCCAAGGUCGUGCCUCCGGUGGACAUUGUCUACGAGCGGGACAUGCUCACGCAGACCUACGAGCUCAUUGAGCGCCGAGGCACGAAGGGCAUUUCCCAAGCUGAAGUCCGGGUGGCUAUGAACGUGGGAAAACUGGAAGCCAGGAUGCUGUGCCGCCUUCUGCAGAGAUUCAAGAUCGUCAAGGGCUUCAUGGAGGACGAGGGGCGGCAGCGGACGACCAAGUACAUCUCCUGCGUGUUUGCAGAGGAGAGCGACCUGAGCCGGCAGUAUGAGAGGGAGAAGGCGCGGAGCGAGCUCCUGGCCACCGUGAGCCUGGCCUCCGUGCAAGAGGAGUCCCUGCUGCCCGAGGCGGAGGACGCUUUCCUCUCCGAGUCUGACAGCGAGGAGGAAGGCGGCCGUGGCCGCGGCAGGAGGAGAGGCAGAGGAUCGCAGGCGGACGGGAGGUCCUCCGCCAGCGGCGGUCUGGGGCCUCAUUCCCACCACUCCACGCCAACCAAGGGGGGGUGGAGCGUCGUCAGCCUCCACCCGUUGAGGAAGCAGCCGUCCUCCUCCCCAGGGGCUGCGGAGGAGAGAGCCUGCCGGAGCUCGGCUGCCAGGGACAGCCUCCUGGACCCCAGCAGCUCCUCGGACCCCAGCGUGUCCUUUGGCUCCCACUGCGUGGAGAGUCACAGAGGCGACAUCGCCGUGAUCGAAGAGGUCAGGCUGGAAAACCCCAAGGAGAGCGGCGGCUCCCAGAAGGCUGGGAAGCACGGCCCAGGCCAGGACAAGCCCCACGAGACCUACCGACUCCUGAAACGCAGGAAUCUGAUCAUAGAGGCUGUCACCAACCUCCGCUUAAUCGAGAGCUUGUUCACGAUUCAGAAGAUGAUCAUGGAUCAGGAGAAGCAGGAAGGCGUGUCCACCAAGUGCUGUAAGAAGUCCAUCGUCCGCUUGGUGCGGAACCUGUCGGAGGAGGGCCUCCUGAGGCUGUACCGGACCACGGUCAUCCAGGAUGGCAUCAAGAAGAAGGUGGACCUGGUAGUGCACCCAUCCAUGGACCAGAACGACCCUCUUGUGAGAAGCGCCAUCGAGCAGGUUCGGUUCCGGAUCUCCAACUCGAGCACCGCCAACAGGGUUAAAAUGUCCCAGCCUCCAGCGCCUCAAGGGGACCCCGAAGAAGGAAGUCAAGGCGGAAAGGGCCCGAGCGGGUCAGGAGACUGCCAGCCGAAUGCCUCCUCUACGCUGGAGGGUGGCCGGGUGAAAAGGAGCGAUAAGAAAAUGAAUGUACCCCACCUGAAAAAUUACAAGCCCGUCGUAGUUCCUGGACUCGGGCGUUCCCUUGGGUUUCUGCCCAAAAUGCCUCGCCUGCGGAUGGUCCACACGUUUCUGUGGUACCUGAUCUAUGGGCACCCGGCCAGCGACACGGUGGAGAACCUGUGCCACGGCAGUGAAAAGUGGACGAGGAAGCAGGAGCCGGGCAGGACGGGAGUCCCAGGCUCCUCAAGCGACCUGGAGGACUCCUCUGCUGCCCCAUCCAGUGACACCCCAGAUCGAGCCACCUGGGAGAGUGAAAUGGAGCUCUCCUCGGAGACGGUUUACGUGGACGAGGCCUCGUGGAUGCGCUACGUCCCUCCCGUCCCAGUCCACAGGGACUUUGGCUUCGGCUGGGCUCUGGUCAGCGACAUUCUCCUCUGCCUGCCCCUCUCCAUCUUCAUCCAGAUCGUGCAAGUCAGCUACAAGGUGGACAGACUGGACGAGUUCCUGAACGACCCCGUGAAGAAGCACACGCUGAUCCGCUUUCUCCCCCGGACCAUCCGGCAGCAGCUUCUCUACAAGAGACGCUACAUUUUCUCGGUGGUGGAGAGCCUCCAGAGGCUGUGCUACAUGGGGCUGCUCCAGUUCGGCCCCACGGAGAAGUUUCAGGAUAAAGAUCAGGUCUUCAUCUACCUGAAGAAGAAGGCGGUCAUCCUGGACACCACUAUCUGCGACCCGCAUUACAACCUGGCCCGCAGCAGCCGGCCCUUCGAGAGGCGUGUCUACGUCCUGAACUCCAUGCAGGACGUGGAGAACUACUGGUUCGACAUGCAGUGCGUCUGCCUCAAUACCCCACUAGGCGUGGUGCGCUGCCCGCGUGCCCCGAAGAACAGCGGCCCGGAUCAGAGCAGCGACGAGGAGGGCAGCCUGCAGAAGGAGCAGGAGCGCGCCGUGGACCGGCACAACCUGGAGCGCAAGUGUGCCAUGAUGGAAUACACCACGGGCAGCCGCGAGAUCGUGGACGAAGGCCUGAUCCCCGGCGACGGGCUGGGAGCUGCUGGGCUUGAUUCCAGUUUCUACGCGCACCUAAAGCGAAACUGGAUCUGGACCAGCUACAUCAUCAACAAGGCCAAAAGGUCGAACACGACAGAGAACGGGAUCACAGUGAGGCUCCAGACGUUUCUGUCCAAGCGCCCGCUGCCUCUCAGUGCCAGAGGCGGCAGCAGGUUGAACCUCUGGGGAGAGGCUCGGGCAGGAUUGGAGCUGCAUGCGGACCGGGAAGAGCAGGUGGAAGUUGACCGAGAGCCCACGCUGGACAGGAACCAGAGGGUGAAGGGCGGGAAAAACCAGAAGCGGAAACAGCUGAAGAAGGACCCCGAGAAGAAGACCAAGAGGAAGAAAAAAGAGGGACAGCUCCAAACCGGUUGUCAGAGGCACCCCCCUCCUCUCCCCAUCUUAGAAGAGCCCCCGGAGGAGAAAAUCAAGAGACCGCGUUACCACGAUGAGGCCGACCAGAGCGCCCUGCAGAGAAUGACCCGGCUGCGCGUCACGUGGUCCAUCCAGGAGGACGGGCUGAUCAUGCUCUGCCGCAUCGCCAGCAACAUCCUCAACCCCAAGGUGAAGGGCCCGUUCGUGCCCUGGCAGGUGGUGCGGGACAUCUUGCACUCGACCUUCGAAGAGUCCUUGGAUAAGACAUCUCAUUCCGUCGGACGAAGGGCUCGCUACAUCGUCAGGAACCCACAGGCCUACCUGAACUAUAAGGUUUGCCUCGCCGAGGUGUACCAGGACAAGGCGCUCAUCGGAGAGUUCAUGAACCGAAAAUGUAACUAUGAAGACCCAAAGGUUUGUGCCAGUGAGUUUAAAGAAUUUGUGGAGAAGCUCAAGGAAAAGUUCAGUUCGGCUCUAAAGAAUUCUAGCCUUGAGAUCCCAGACACACUCAAGGAGCUCUUUGCCAGAUACCGAGUUUUGAUGAUUGCUGACAAGAAAGAUCAAGUCAGGAAAGAGGAUAAACUUAACAGUGUGGACGACAUCCACUUCCUGGUGCUGCAGAAUCUGAUCCAGAGCACGCUGGCCCUCUCGGACAGACAGAUGGAGUACUGCCAGUCAUUUCAGACGUUCCGCCUGUACCGCGAGUACAAGGACCACGUCCUGGCCAAGGCCUUCAUGGAGUACCAGCGCCGGAGCCUGGUCAACCGGCGCCGGGUCAGCCACAUGCUGGGUCCCAAGAAAAACCGGGCUUUGCCCUUCGUGCCCAUGUCCUACCAGCUGUCCCAGGCCUACCACAGGAUUUUCACGUGGCGAUUUCCAAGCUCCAUCUGCACAGAGUCAUUCCAGUUCUUCGACAAGAUCCGGGCCGCCGGCAAGUGGGACCGGCCUGAUAAUUUUUCCUUCAAAGACCAGGAAAACCAGGACUCCCUGAGCGACCUGGUAGCAUUUUCUUUGGACGGCCCUGGAGGACACUGCGUGGCCACCCUGACCCUUUUCUCCUUGGGGCUCAUUGCCGUGGACGUCAGGAUCCCAGAGCAGAUCGUGGUGGUGGACAGCUCAUUGGUGGAGAACGAGGUCAUUAAGAGCCUGGGGAAGGACGGGGCCACAGAAGAGGAUGAGGACGAGGAGGAAGACCUGGACGAAGGCUCCGGGGCCAAGCGCCGGAGCAUCGAGGUGAAAGCCCCCCAGGCCUCCCACACCAACUACCUGCUGAUGCGGGGCUACUGCGCCCCCGGCAUCGUCAGCACCCGCAACCUCAACCCCAACGACAGCAUCGUGGUGAACUCCUGCCAGGUCAAGUUCUGGCUGCGCUCCACCCCUGCGUCCACCAGGCUCGGGCCCACCGCCACUCCUCUGGAAGAGCUGACGGUCGGCACCUCCUGCCUCCCUGACAUGUUCACCAGGCUGGUCAAGGUCCCCGAGGACACCUGCGGCUUGGAAGACUUCGCCCACCAGGUGGCGCUGUCCGGGUACAAACCCGGAGACGUGCUGGCCGCCCUGGAGAUCCAGGCGGCCAUCGCAGCGGCCGGUUGCUUUGGGGUGGACAAGGUGAGGCUGAGCAGGCAGUUCUCUGCCUUGGAGAAGACAGAUGCUGAGCGCACCAGGACCUUCUCCGACUACGUCCAGGACCUCUUGGAGCACCAGCAGGUGCUCGAAGUCGGUAGCAGCACCACCCGCCUGGUGACCAUGGCCUCUGCCCAGCCCUGGCUCCUCCGCUCGGUGCAGCUAAAAGGCAGAGAGGAGGACACAGACCCUCCAAGAGAAGACCCCCAGGCCAGACCCCUGGAGGGGCCUUCUGGCGAGGACGGCCCCUCUGAGAGGCAGGCAUCUCCUUCUCAGAGCCCCCGGGGUGCCAAGAGGCGCGCCAGCUGGGGCAACGCCGAUGCGGACAGCCAGGGUGGGGGGGCCGACCCCGAGAUCGCCCAGGUGCCCCCCUCAAAGAGGCCCGCGUGCCAUGACAUGCCCUGGGCCCCCAGCCCUGGGCCCAGAGGAGAAGAGGAGCCAGAAACCCUGGUGCCUACGCCACCCAUGGCUCCUGAGGACCCAGGCACAAGGGAGCCCCUGCCAGGGGUGUCGGAAGCUAGGCAGGAGGAUGUCGGGUUCCCCAGCUCCCCAGGCCGAGAGCAGCUUCUGGAGGGCCCUGAAGACCCCAGAGGUGUGGCGGACGGGUCUGCAGCCGGCAGCCUCUCCCAGGCAGGGCAGGAGAGGGACCCUGAGAACAUCUGCUUCAUCGGGCGCCCGUGGCGCAUCGUGGACGGCCGCCUGAACACGCCCGUGUGCAAGGGCAUGAUGGAGGCCGUGCUCUACCAGGUCAUGACCCGGCCCGGCAUCCCCGAGAGCUGUCUGCUGCAGCACUACCAGGGCGUCCUGCAGCCCCUCGCCGUGCUUGAGCUGCUCCAGGGCCUGGAAUUCCUGGGCUGCAUUAAAAAGCGCCUGCUGAGGAAGCCCCGGAGCGUGUCGCUCUUCUCCAAGCUGGCGGUCGAAGAGGUGGAGGCGCCCUCGAGCCUGAGCGAGAACCUCACAGUGUCCUACGAGCCCACGCUGGACUGCACCAUCCGCCUGGGCCGCGUCUUCCCCAGCGAGGCCAACUGGAACAAGUGGGUCCACCUCUGAGGCCCCCGUGGCCCUCGCGACCCGCCUGUCCCUCCGCCGACCCUGAGAGAGAGUGCGCUCUCCUGGGGGGCCUCUGCCCACUGUGGGGUGCAGCCUGGCGAGGUUGGGGUGCAAAGGGCCUGCCCAUGCCCGCCCACUGUACAGAGACCCUGAGCCCAGCCUGAGGCCUCAAAUGCUGUUUCCUGGCCCAGAACCUCCUGGAAGGAGGGCCACUUGCCCGCCUGCCCCCAGGCCCUUCCCGGGCUGGCCCAAGGGACCUCGCUUCGUCACCUCCUCCUGUUCCCGGGGCCUCAGCUGAGCUGCCCACCCAGCUCUCUGGAACCUGGGUUGUGGUGAGGUUGAGAAGCCCCCAGGGGGCCCGUCCUCCGAGGGCUUCCGAGCUGAGGCUGCCUUUCGGGAGCAGAGCCGCCAGCCCAGGCCUGGAGCCCUGUACGGACAUCUGCUGGCCGGCGAGGGGCUGGGAGCUCAGGCCGCGGGGCUCUGCCCCGUCCACACACACCUCGCCCUGCAGCUUCCAGCCACCCCACCGCGGAGGACCCCCCCUGCUCCCCAGAAAGCCCCUGUGCCCUGAGGGGCAGGGCCUCCCGGGGACGCGUCGCAGAAGGGGGCUGUGUGCCCGGCGGAACCCCUGCCCUCCGGGCGGGGCUGAGCCUGCCUGCAGGUCGCCCACAGGCCUCCCACCAGCUAAAAACGGGAAGUCCCUGGGUUUGUUUUGUUUUUUCAACCUUUUUCCUCAUUUAAAAAAAAAAUCCCCUGGCAUGUAU
This is a messenger RNA of Phacochoerus africanus (Common warthog), 7211 nucleotides long. It is a transcript of the gene GTF3C1, whose product is annotated as general transcription factor IIIC subunit 1. Gene Ontology annotation, cellular component: transcription factor TFIIIC complex. The transcript is spliced from 37 exons. Gene Ontology annotation, molecular function: DNA binding. Lineage: Eukaryota; Metazoa; Chordata; Mammalia; Artiodactyla; Suidae. The record is from RefSeq and is a predicted model, not a curated record. Gene Ontology annotation, biological process: transcription initiation at RNA polymerase III promoter; 5S class rRNA transcription by RNA polymerase III. The coding region runs from base 46 to 6447 and encodes 2133 amino acids.